GCCAUGACACCCUUGCAAGUGUUAUCGCAGGUAUUUACAGUAAAUUAGGAAACAAUCUAAUGCAAGUUGUACGUACAAUAACAUUUGUAUAGAAGGGGUUCGGUAGUCAACCAAUUAUCCUUGUCAAUCAUGUGCAUAUAAUAAAUACAACGAACGAGGUUGAAAUGCAUGGACCAGCUUCUAGCUAAACUAGCUACUUCGCUACUCUCUGUGUGUGUGUGUGUGGCAGAGAGGAAAGAUCAAGGGAGAACUGAUGGUGGGUGUCUCGGGCGCUGUUCAGUGGUGGGAGGAGUCGCAGCUGCGCAUCCUCGUCCUUGCUAGCUUGGUGAUUCAGUACAUCCUCAUUGUCUCUUCGGCCGCACGUAAGUUGCCCAUCAGAUCCUGGUUUAGACCUGUCAUCUGGCUAGCAUACCUUGGCAGUGAUGCCAUUGCAAUCUAUGCUCUCGCCACCCUCUUCAACCGCCAUAGGAAGCCACAUGACGAUGGAGAUGGACAUGGUGACAGCAAUAGCAUCCUGGAGGUGUUGUGGGCACCUAUCCUCUUGAUACACCUCGGUGGACAAGAUGGCAUAACUGCCUACAACAUCGAAGACAAUGAGUUGUGGACGCGACACAUCUUCACUGCAGUGACACAGGUCACCGUGGCUGUCUACAUCUUCUGCAAAUCAUGGCCAGGCGGCAACGACAGGAAUCUGCUUGUUGCUGCAAUAUUGCUAUUCAUCCCCGGUAUCCUCAAAUGCAUCGAGAAGCCCUUGGCUCUCAGACGAGCUAGCAUUAACAGCCUGGUGAGCUCCGGUGAGCCUAUUCAGAGGUCAAUACACACACAUAAGCUCAAGUUUGAUCCGCUGGAAGAUUUCAUUGACAAGGCAACCAGUCCUAUUGGGGCAAAUGAGUAUCUUUUAACAUCUGCUACACCGGUGGACUUUACUCCUUAUAAGCUAUUUGUGGAUCUGGCAUCUCCUUCUGUUGAUGAUCGGAUCAGGAUGCUACUCUCCUUCUCAACACUUGAUGGCAACCAUGCGUAUUGUAAGCUGCAACAUUGGCUCUCCAACACCUUCCUAAUCCUCUACACCAAAGAAAAGGUGUUUUCCAUCUCUUUUCUCAAACAAAUUGAUCUCUCAUCAUCAUCCACUAGCCGCAAUAUCUUUAAACUUACGGCGUCACUAGCAGUAAAUUCUGGUUUGGUUCUCCGUGCAUUAGCUCUCUACCUUCCAUUUAUAGCCCUAGUCAUCUUCCACCACAGUAACCGAGAAGUUUAUAGUCAAGACGAUGUCAAGGUUACGUAUACCUUGCUAUGUUGUACUGCUGCAUUGGAGUUUCCAGCAAUGGUCGUAAGGAUCAUUUCACGGGACACAGAAGAACGCCGUCAAAGGUCAUCUGAUGUGGUGUCAACGGAUGAGAAGCCUGAUUUCGAUGAUAAGGUUUCCCAGUACAGUCUUAUAGGCCUCCUUGUCCGCAACAGUGAGCAUUCCAAGAUGAUGAGGAUCGUGGGAGUUUUGGGAUGCACCGACUUCCUUCAGCAACAUUGGCACAUGAAGUCUUGCUCCUCAUCCUUCAGCAUUACAAAGGUAGUGCUCAAGUAUGUGAAAGGUGGGUGGGAGCACCACAUAAGAGAUGUUUCCAGUUACAGGAAGUUCAAUGAUAACAGGGGCCAGUUUACUCUUGGGCAUGAAGGGUGCUACGAGGAAUUGGGAUGGAGCUUGGAGGGUGCAUUCGACGAGAGUGUUCUUCUCUGGCAUCUCGCCACGGAUUUCUGCUACUACGACAUGGGUGUAUCUCGUUCUCACCAUGACUACUACUACAGGUGCACACAAGGUUCAUGUCCUGAUGCUUAUUCAUGCCCUGCUUGGUGUGGAGGAUCUGAUCAUUGUGAAAAGGCAGUUCAGUGCAGAGAAAUGUCGAACUACAUGAUGUACCUACUGUUUGUGAAUCCUGAGAUGUUAAUGCCAGGCACCAGAAGAAACCUCUUCACGGCCGCCUAUGAUGAAUUGAAGGACAUCGUCGCGAAAACAGAUGGCAUCAUCUUCGAAGGAUAUGAGGAGAUAGGGCUUACACAGAUGAUAAUUGCUGCAGUUGAUUGUGGAGGACCUCCACCUCUGGGUUGUACCAAGCAGGAACAGGGAGGAAUUGUGUGUGAUGCUUGGAGCAUUGCCAAAGUGUUGUCCAAUCUGCCUGAAGAGAAGAUGUGGGAUGUGAUCGAAGGCGUGUGGGUGGAGAUGUUGUGCUUCUCCGCCGCUAGAUGCAGAGGAUACCUCCACGCCAAGGGUCUGGCCACCGGUGUGGAAUACCUCACCUAUGUCUGGCUCCUGUUGUACUACAUGGGUAUGGAGACUUUGGCCGCCAAACUGCAGAGGGCGGAUCAUCAUCAUCACCACAACGGAGGAGAGCAAGGGGAUGGCCCUUCAAGUUCUCAUGGCUGCAGGGCCAGCACUGCCCAAGAGGACGCCCCUGGUCCAUCAAGAUCAACUGGUGACGCCACUGAAGAAGAACAUGCCAAAGGUCAGUCUGCCGCCUGUUACCAUGACAGUGAUGGCAUAGUGGAAGAAAUCGUCUGAUUUGCUAGGAUGUUUCUGGAUGCCAAUCCAUCUCUGUUUUGCGUUGCUCUGUUUCUUUUGUAUGUGCCAAUAGUUUGUUUUUUUCCGUUGAUCACUGGUGCUAUGUGUGUUUGUUGGUGUUGUUUCUAUUUCUUAAUUCUCUUUCUGUUCCUGAAUUCAAUAUAGGGCACGCAAUGUCUGCUGUAACGUUGAGGGUUACUGCCAAAGAGUUUUCAGUUCCGCACCUUAUGUAACACUUGCAGAGUUAUGAAUUUCUGGGUGUUGUGUUUUUCA
Molecule: messenger RNA, 2827 nt
Organism: Hordeum vulgare subsp. vulgare (domesticated barley)
Lineage: Eukaryota; Viridiplantae; Streptophyta; Magnoliopsida; Poales; Poaceae
Exons: 1
Coding region: 254-2554 (766 amino acids)
Source: RefSeq, a predicted model, not a curated record